CCUACCAUUCAUCCAAGAUAAAGUUUGAGAAAACAUAUAUCAAAAGCACCACCUCCAAUAUCUCAUUGUUUCAGUGACAAAACAGAGAAGAGAGACACACACACAGAAACACUAGUCUAAUCUAAUGGCUCUGAGGAUGUGGGCUUCUUCAACUGCAAAUGCACUCAAACUUUCUUCCUCUGCCUCCAGGCUUCACCUUUCUCCUCCUUUUUCUCUCUCAAGAUGCUUCUCUUCUGUCUUGGAUGGACUCAAGUACGCUUCUUCACAUGAAUGGGUCAAGCAUGAAGGCUCUGUAGCUACCAUUGGUAUCACUGAUCAUGCCCAGGACCAUCUUGGAGAGGUUGUGUUUGUGGAGCUGCCAGAAUCCGGUAAGCCAGUUACUAAAGGUGACGGUUUUGGAGCAGUUGAGAGUGUUAAAGCUACAAGUGAUAUCAACUCUCCAAUCUCAGGGGAGAUUAUUGAGGUUAACACUAAGCUCUCCGAACAACCUGGCCUGAUCAACACAAGCCCAUACGAAGAUGGAUGGAUGAUCAAAGUGAAGCCAAGCAGUCCAUCUGAAUUAGAUUCCUUGUUGGGUCCACAGGAGUAUACAAAAUUCUGUGAGGAAGAAGAUGCUGCACAUUGAAGUUUGAACUCGUUACUGCAGUUAUAUUGGACUGACUGUUUCUCAUAUGUUUAUGUUCUUAAUUAAUUAUCAUGUUUUAAACAGUUUUUUUCAAGUACAAUACAACUGCUUUCCAAUUUUUCUUUCUCUGCAAUUUAUUGUUACUGACACUUCAGUGUGUCUACCUCCUCAUCUAAUGCACUAUUACUUUGGCUUGGUUGUCCA
Lotus japonicus is the source of this 829-nucleotide messenger RNA. RefSeq names its product glycine cleavage system H protein 3, mitochondrial. The record is from RefSeq and is a predicted model, not a curated record. Lineage: Eukaryota; Viridiplantae; Streptophyta; Magnoliopsida; Fabales; Fabaceae. The coding region runs from base 125 to 625 and encodes 166 amino acids. The transcript is spliced from 4 exons. Gene Ontology annotation, cellular component: mitochondrion; cytoplasm; glycine cleavage complex. Gene Ontology annotation, biological process: glycine decarboxylation via glycine cleavage system; protein lipoylation.